AUGUACUUGCCAUUUGAGCUUGGAUUAAACCUCCUCAAAUCUAUGCUCACUAUCAUUCUUGGGUGCGAUCUUGAGCCAGUGUUCGAUGAACCUUACUUGGCCACCUCUCUUCAAGACUUCUGGGGUCGCCGGUGGAAUCCAAUGGUCUCGUCUAUUCUCCGGUCAGGCAUCUACUCUCCUCUGCGGGGAAGAUCCAAAAGCAAAUCUGGUUUGUCUAAAUUCAUCGGAGCAUCAACAGCGUUCCUCGCCUCUGGUCUCUUUCACGAACUUAUAUUCUUCUACACAAGCGGCCAUGAAACGCCUUCUGGGGGGGUCACUUUAUUCUAUGUGUUAAAUGGGGUUUGUACUGCGACAGAAAUAGUGGUGAAAAGGUCAAAGUUUGGGAAGCGAUGGACGGUGAGACCUGUGGUGUCUUGGAUGCUUACAAUGACAUUUAUGGUUGUGACUAGUGGUUGGCUCUAUUUCCCUCAAAUGAUAAGGGGAUAUCAGAUACGGCAAUAUACCAAGUAUAUCUUUGUUUCGUGA
Molecule: messenger RNA, 525 nt
Organism: Brassica rapa (field mustard)
Lineage: Eukaryota; Viridiplantae; Streptophyta; Magnoliopsida; Brassicales; Brassicaceae
Product: probable long-chain-alcohol O-fatty-acyltransferase 9
Biological process (GO): lipid metabolic process
Source: RefSeq, a predicted model, not a curated record